This is a messenger RNA of Chrysemys picta bellii (western painted turtle), 4252 nucleotides long. RefSeq names its product phosphodiesterase 1A (gene PDE1A). The record is from RefSeq and is a predicted model, not a curated record. Gene Ontology annotation, biological process: signal transduction. Gene Ontology annotation, cellular component: neuronal cell body. NCBI's taxonomy places the organism in Eukaryota, Metazoa, Chordata, Testudines, Emydidae. Gene Ontology annotation, molecular function: calmodulin-activated 3',5'-cyclic-GMP phosphodiesterase activity.
CACCCUUAGUUCCAGCACCUCUGGGUAAAGGGAAGGACAGGGAGCAUAGUUGCUAUUGCACUUCAGUAAAUACUGUGACUCUUCAAAAAGCCAAAGACAGCACAGGAAUCUCUAAAUACUGACGUAUGAAGAUAUUGUUUCCCAUCACACAAUAGACAAGGGUUCAUCUAGUUCAGUCUCCUGUAGUGGCCCGUAUCACACAUACCUGGCCGGUUCUGUUUUGCUAUAACAAGGGAUUUAAGCUCUAAAGCAUGAGACUUACUAGUUCUUUUUACUGUUUCCCUAUCUAAUGUAAUGUAAUAAAAUAGCCAUUAUUAUUUAUAACAUCUUUUAAAGCUCUUACUAAGUUAAUUACCUCACUUCUAUAUUGCAGCAAUGAGUUCCACAGUUAUAAACCCUGAUGCUGAACUGGAGAUUACAUGAAGCUUCAUUGAUUUCAAGGACCAGGACAAUUACCAUGGGGUCUAGAGCUACUGAAACAGCCCGGGAACUGGAAGGCACCUCUUUAAAGUACCAAAUAGGAGGACACACUGAGAAAAUGUGGCAACGGCUCAAAGGAAUAUUAAGAUGCCUGGUCAAGCAACUGGAGAAAGGUGAUGUUAAUGUGGUGGAUUUAAAAAAGAAUAUUGAAUAUGCAGCAUCUGUGUUGGAAGCAGUUUAUAUUGAUGAAACCAGGAGACUUUUGGAUACUGAAGAUGAACUUUCUGACAUCCAAUCCGAUUCAGUCCCACUGGAAGUACGGGACUGGCUGGCUUCUACCUUCACGAGGAAAAUGGGGAUGACGAAAAGGAGACCCGAAGAAAAGCCAAAAUUUCGAAGCAUCGUACAUGCUGUACAGGCUGGGAUAUUUGUAGAAAGGAUGUACCGAAGGACCUCUAACAUGGUUGGUUUGGCAUACCCAGCAGAAGUGAUAGUAACAUUUAAGGAUGUUGAUAAAUGGUCAUUUGAUGUGUUUGCCCUAAAUGAAGCAAGUGGAGAGCACAGUCUGAAAUUCAUGAUGUAUGAGCUGUUCACCAGAUAUGACCUUAUAAGCCGUUUCAAGAUCCCUGUGCCCAGUCUUAUUUCAUUUGCAGAAGCUUUGGAGGUUGGUUACAGCAAGUACAAAAAUCCAUACCACAAUCUGAUCCAUGCAGCUGAUGUUACUCAAACUGUGCAUUACAUAAUGCUUCAUACUGGUAUCAUGCACUGGCUCACAGAACUGGAAAUUUUAGCUAUGAUCUUCGCAGCUGCAGUCCAUGAUUAUGAGCAUACUGGGACCACAAACAAUUUCCAUAUCCAGACAAGGUCAGACGUUGCAAUUUUGUACAAUGAUCGUUCUGUUCUUGAAAAUCAUCAUGUGAGUGCUGCUUACAGACUUAUGCAAGAGGAAGAGAUGAACAUUCUGGCAAAUUUAACCAAAGAUGACUGGAGGGAACUGCGUAGCCUGGUCAUUGAGAUGGUCUUGUCAACAGAUAUGUCAGGACAUUUCCAGCAAAUUAAAACAAUGCGACAUACUCUGCAGCAGACAGAGGGGAUAGACAAAGCCAAAGCCAUGUCUUUGAUUCUACAUGCAGCAGACAUAAGCCAUCCAGCAAAAUCUUGGGAACUGCACUACCGGUGGACAACGGCACUGAUGGAAGAAUUUUUUCGACAGGGAGACAAGGAGGCUGCUUUAGGGCUACCAUUUUCCCCACUCUGUGACCGCAAAUCUACCAUGGUGGCUCAGUCCCAAAUAGGUUUCAUUGAUUUCAUAGUAGAGCCCACGUUUUCUCUUCUAACGGACUCAAUGGAGAAAAUUAUUAUUCCUCUUAUAGAGGAAGCUUCAAAGUCUGAAAGUUCUGCCUUUGGGGCACCCAGCCAGCAUAGCUUGGGAGCAGUAAGCAAUGCUGAUGUACAAAGAAGACCCAGUGUUAAAAGUACUACAAGUGCUGGAGGGACUUCCACAGACAAUUCUUUAGCAACGGUAGACCUAUCAAGCUUUAAGGACAACUUGGUGCAGAUCAUUCAAGAAAACAAAGAAAGAUGGAAAGAGUUAGCUGUGCAAGACCUAUCAGGAAAAGAAAGUAACAGAAGUAAAGCCCAAGACAGUAAAAGAGCAGAUGUAGGAAUACAGGAGAAAGCAUCAAGACGUAGAGAAGAUUUUGUACUGUCUAGUAAAUCCUGUCCUGUCUCAACUCCAUUACCAAAUGUUCCCACUGGUUCUGUACUACAGUACCCUGAUAGUAACACAGCUGAGCCAAUGGAAAUCAACUUUUUAGUUUAUAAUGCAGACUCAGAGCUUCUACAGCCACAGGACAGUGAUAUUAUGGAGACCACAGAAUCAUAUGAGGAUUUCAUAGGGAAUGAACCUGCAUGGAGUAAGGAGGGUCGGGACACAGAGUCAGAUAUACAAGAGAUGAGAGACAUGAUACCAAGAACAAGGAGUCUGGGUCCUAAUGAGAGCGAUGAUAUCAUCAUUGAGGAAUAUAUACCUGACUAUCCUGAAUCCCAACCAUUAACCCAUCCCUGUGAUUACCCUGCUAAAACUUUUCAAGAACACACCACUAACUUUUCUUUUUUUCAGGCAGAUUUAACUAAGAGUGACAUGGAGAUUUUAUCACUGUGGAAUGAAGAACUUGUGAGAAAUGUUGGUGAACAGCAAAAAGACCAAAGCAGAAAACCUGCAGAUGCACAAUUACAGGAGGAAACAACCAGGACACAAAAUGAGAGUAGUCAGGGAAGUGAUGACACGCCUUUACCAAGAAGCUCCACUCCCAGUUCCUUCGUCCUACAAGUUAUAACUUUCGACUGUCCUCCUAGCGCAUCCAGCUCGGAGAAAUUCACUAACUCUGAUCCAAACCAGAAAGAUCCCACCGAGGCACAGCAAGAAACACAGCCCACUGACCCAUUGAAUGGUGAGCCUAAACACUGUCAAAAAUCAGAAGAUAUAAUAAAAGCCACUGAACAAAAACAUGCUGUGAUACACAACUAGAUUUGCUACUUCUUAAAGGCUUCUGACAUUUUAGUCAUGAGAGGAAAAACAGAACAGCACUACAAGUUCCUAAUUCAGCUUUCUGUGAGGCUAUCAUCUCCUCUAUGUACUCGUUCUCGGACCAUGCCAUUUUUAUGGACAACCAUUGGACAAAAUAAUGAUAGUUAAAAACCAUAAAAUCCUGAGCUGGUAACUCGAGGCACUUAAUAACUCUCAAGGUUUCAGAUGCAUUUGUAACUGGUUUAUUUCCUCUUCUAUUUUGCCUUCUUAAACCUAGCCAGAGUACUUUUUCAGCCAAAACUUGGACUUCAUUUUAUUUGCAUCACUGAAACCAGUCGUUGCCAAAUGAGCAUGAGAUACGUGUUAAUAUAUAAGGCACUUAUCAUUUGCACUGGUUUGCUGUAAAACUGCUGGUAACCUUGAUCUACAUCCAACGGAAAUGGAAAGCCAAACUGAAACUGGCACAGACAAUUGUUUAUGCAUUCACACUGCAAAAUGAUAUUUAAGUCCCACUUGUCAGAUUUCUUAAAAUCUUUGGAAACAAAUUAGAAUGUAGACUGUACAGAGAAAUGUUAGUGUUGUACUAAGCAGCCCAUGUGAACAAUCCAUGUAUCCUGAUGCUGUGGCUGCAAUUUGGAGAAAACUUGGUGUUUAAUGAAACCAGCCUUUGAAAUAUCGAUUGAAAACCUGUUAAAUAAUUGUCAAUGCUAAGAUCAAAAUGUUCUAAUACCAUGUCCUAUGGUGUUCAGUAAGACCUUGGCAGUGAAGUCAUGCCUGCCAUGGAGUUAGGUGUAUAUUGUUCGAGAUCAGGGCAGAGGAAAUAGAUACAAGAAUGUUCAAGUGACACUUUGGCUUCACUUAAGCAAAACCAUGUAUAAAUAGUCUGCAGAUGGUAUUGUAGCCCCUUAGACUGAGCAGGAAGGGAAAAUUUGGGGCCUUGUGGGUGAUUCUGUUCAUAUGAAAACUCGGUGACAUGGAGUCAGGAUAAUCCAUGCUGUAUUUGGUUUAUUUACAUAAAUAUUCACACAAUCCUGUUUCCCCGAGCAGCAGUAGAAACGUAUAGCAAUCAGGCAGUUAGUUUCCAGCCAGCACAGUGCCCAAGGAGUGGCUCCCUCCCUGCCUCAGCUUCCUUCCAGGGUCACACAUGACUACUUCUCCUGGCUCACUCCCGCUAACCCACAUAGCCUGCAAUCAACUGCUCACCCCGGCAUCUGGAAUCUAAAGGGAAACCCUGUAGCUCCCACUGCCCUCUGGGUUGCAUGUUCUGACCAGGUGGCUUAGGCCAUUAAACUUACAAUACUC